Molecule: messenger RNA, 1098 nt
Organism: Plenodomus lingam JN3
Lineage: Eukaryota; Fungi; Ascomycota; Dothideomycetes; Pleosporales; Leptosphaeriaceae
Source: RefSeq, a predicted model, not a curated record
AUGUCGACACCCUCACCACCACCACCACCACCACCACCACCACCUCUGCCAGCCCUCCCACCAACGCCUUCCUUCCUGCUCCCAUCCUUUCCUUUCACACCAUCCACUCCCCUCCCCAACCAUACCCCCGCAACCCCCUCCCCCCUCCCCGUAGACUUUCUCGAAAUCCUCGAGAACUGGUGCAUCCCCAACCUCGACACCUCCGCCAUCCUGCCCGCCAGCCUCAUCGGCGCCGCGCACCAGAAACAGGGUACUACAUGCUCAAACACAGUCACACCUGGUCCCGCACCAGUGUCACCAGUGGCACCAACGACACCAACACCAACAAAGAAACCAACAUACCCCUGGACCGACCCCCUCCGCAACGCAAUCCUCACCCUCUCCAAACUCACAGUCAACCAACGCGCCCGCGCCCACAGCCUGCUGUGCACAUACUUUGCCGCGCGCAUCCGCGAGGCUAGUUACAAGGCGAACGGCACGGGCAUCUAUGCGCAGCUCGAGGUUUGCGAUGUGGACAAGGCGAUUGAGAGCGUGAGAAGGAUGAGGCGCGGGCGGGAGAUGGAGAUGGAGAGAAAGCGCGAGAAGGAAGAAGAUGUGGGGGAGAAGAGAAAGUAUUCAAUCGGCGACGAAGGAUGGUUGCAGGCGCGAUUUUAUUCGCGCCAACUGGGAAGCGUGAUGGAAGGUGACGGGGACGAGGAAGGUGAGAAAGAAGAGGAAGAAGAGGAAGAAGGAAAAGGAAAAGGUAGAGAGUCAAGACAGUCUGGAAAUAAUGUCCAAAGCCCCCCACUAUCCAACGGCUUUCACCACCAACGCAAGAAACUUCAAACUUCACACAGUCAUAACAGCACCACCCCCGAUCCCGCCCAUGUCCAGGGACAAACUGACAUCGAUUCUCUCCACCCCCUGCUCACACCGCAAACCACAAAACGCCUCAUCCAUCUCCCGCCAAUUCAAACCACAGACAUCAAUACGCCCACGAAGCCUGUGGUGCGACUUGACAGUACCGGGGUGCGGGCGGGUAGGGGCGGUGAUUUGGGUUUGGGUUUGAAUAUGGAUAUGGAUAUGGAUAUGGAUAUGGGCGUUGGUGCAGACUUAUGA